This is a messenger RNA of Penicillium waksmanii, 1197 nucleotides long. RefSeq lists its product as uncharacterized. NCBI's taxonomy places the organism in Eukaryota, Fungi, Ascomycota, Eurotiomycetes, Eurotiales, Aspergillaceae. The transcript is spliced from 2 exons. The record is from RefSeq and is a predicted model, not a curated record. The coding region runs from base 1 to 1197 and encodes 398 amino acids.
AUGGCGGAAGUCAUCGGUACCGCAUCUGCUGUCGCAACCUUUGUGACUCUGGCUCUUGAAACUUCUAUAAACCUCUACCAGACAAUUCAGAGCCUUCAAUCGCGGGAAAAGGUGAUCCGUGAGCUCCGCCAGGAAUUAGAAGCUCUUCAAGGAGUACUUCGAGCUUUGGAGGAGUCGAUCAGUAACCUUGAUGUUGAUCUAGCGUCGCUUGAACAACCGCUCACGAGGUGCAAAAAUGCCUGCGAGGAUUUCAAUAUUCUUAUAAUGAGAUGUACCUCACAUUCCACCCAACAGCGGAGUAGCAGAAGAGACUGGCUCAAGCUGAGAUAUAUGGGAGACGAUAUUUCGGGGUUCAAGAACAUGUUGGCGGGAUAUAAAUCAACUAUCUCAAUCGCGCUCGCAUAUGCAAAUUUGAGUUCAACGAAGGUUACGAAGGCUGUUCUUGAGGAAUUUAAAGACCUCAUAGAGAACACCAAAUGUGAUCUAGAAAGUCACUUGAACGAUAUUCGAACACGGCUACAGACAGCAAAUACUAAAGGUCCUGUGGUUGCUGGUAUUGAGGCAGCCGAGCUUCGAAUAAUGGAGGAUGAGAAAAACAGCACACAAAAGAGCUUAGAGAUUUGUGAGCAGUUUCUUAUACUUAUAGACCAGUCGCGACCUGAUCUAUUGGGGAAUGUCACAGAAUUCUCGAAGCCUUUCGAACUUGUGCCUUCAUCCGUGGCUCCUAAUUUGUCAUCGUUGAUCAAUGCAGAAGGGCUCAAUUCUGCACAUAAGGAGCUCACAAGCUGGAAACUACGACUGCUCCAUCAUCUGUAUGGAAUUGAUCGAAACAUUCAGGGACAACGGCGCUACCUCACUUCGUCGGAUAAUGAGCAGGCGCCUGAGGAACAAGGCUUUAGGGAAGAAUUAAGCGGCACUGAAGCACUGUUAGCUUUCUGCAAGCAAGCGGAAGAAGAAGCGAAUCGCCCACGAACUCACUAUUUUGAGGAUGUCACUACAGGCGAUAACAGCCGUCAAGCCCUUGUCACCACCCUCGAAGACCUCAUUUCUGCCAAGCGCAUAAAGGCUGGUGAUAACUCAUAUCAGGCGCUUGGCAAUAUGUCGGACGACAGUAUACAGUCGUUCUUCCGUCGCCCCGGGCCUAGUGAUAGCUCGGCCAACCAAGAAAAGCAGAAAGGGAAUAAUCCGAAACGUUAG